AUGUCGGCCGAGCAGGGGAACGCCUUGUCCGAGCUGCGCCUCGGUGACUACGCGUACUACGGUUGGGGCUUGCGCAUUGACGACUCCGUCGGCGACGUCGGCGAGAACGUCACAGAAGAGGAGGCGCUGGCGGAGGCCGUGGAGGCGCCCCGCCUGGUCCGCCAGGAGGUCGACCUUAGGCUGUCCAUGGACCGCUACAUGCGCACGGCCGCCAUGAAGGCGGGGCCGGCAGCGAGCGACAGUCGGCACGUCCAGCGCGUCCACCCCUCGGUGGCUGUGCCGACGAUAUGCCCCGAUCUGCUGAACAGGUACAGCGUGAGGAACCAGGCACUCAUGCGCAGCAGACUCCCACUAGAGAGUGACCAUCUGGUCGCAGGCUGCUGGCGCAAGCAGAUGAAGAAGCUCAGGAGCGCGGUCAUGCUAAUGCACACGCAGAGUACGACGUACAGCAUGGGUGGCUACAACAACAGCGAGACCGCGGACAACCAAGAAUUGCGCUUUUCAAUGAUGGAGUCGAUCAGGGCCCAUAUAGAGUGGACGGAGGAGAUGGAGAGGCUCUUGCUGGGCGCCAUUGGCACAGCCAUCCCGUCGAGCGAGAUGCGGACGGGAGCGGUUCUAGCCUCGACAACGAUUGUCAUCGACUCUGGCCUGCAGAAGCUGAUGGACCACAAGCGCAAGCUCAUACUCAGCCUGAGCAGGUGCGAGGCGCUCGACGGCACAAGCGACCUGGAGAAGCUCGCCAAAGAGGAGGACGUGAUGUUCCUGACCGACCACGACAAGGCGCACGAGGGCACGCAAGCGGGCGAGCUGACGCCCAACGAGAAGAACGACGAGAACGCGACGACGCAGCUGUCGCGGUGGGGCGCGGAGGACGACGAGACUUGGAUCCCCUGCGGCUGGAAAGUCAAAAAGGCCAGAGCGGCAGGGAUCGACUGCGGCAAGAUCAAGAAGCAGAAGAACGACGACACGAAACAGUAG
Molecule: messenger RNA, 978 nt
Organism: Prorocentrum cordatum
Lineage: Eukaryota; Dinophyceae; Prorocentrales; Prorocentraceae
Source: the annotation of a GenBank genome assembly